GGUCCCAGACAUGGCGCUGCUCAUGGUGCUCAGUCUUCCCAGGCGAAAGCAGACUUUCCUACUUCAUUUGAAGCGGCCGCUUAGUUGCUGGUACCCAAGGGAAUUAAAACACAGAAGUGCGAAGAAGGGGGACAACAAGGUUUUACAAACGUUCCCCAGACAGACUACACGCCACAUUUUGGGGGAAGACUAUUCACGACACUUGUUAGAUGCGGCAAAGGUGCUGGCGGGAUGGCCAUCUACACACACAAGGACGUGCUGGCAUGGGAAUGCAGGGGGUCGUCUUCAUACAGACCCCAAGCAAGGGCUGAUGGAAGUGGAUUCCAAAAAAAUAUUAAAAGCUAUGUUUUCCUACGUUUGGCCAAAAGACAGACCUGAUUUACGAGCAAGAGUUGUCAUAUCCCUUGGGCUUUUAGCGGGUGCAAAGGGUAUGAAUAUUGUGGUGCCAUUUAUGUUUAAAUAUGCAGUUGAUAACCUCAAUGAGUUAUCUGGAAAUGUACUGAAUCUGAGUGAUGCACCAAAUGCAAUUGCAACUAUGGCAACAGCUAUGCUGAUAGGCUAUGGUGCAUCUAGGGCUGGCUCUGCCCUCUUUAAUGAAAUGAGAAACGCAGUGUUCAGUAAGGUUGCCCAGAGUUCCAUCAGGAGAAUCGCCAAGAAUGUUUUCUUACAUCUGCACAACCUUGACCUUGGUUUCCAUCUAAGCCGGCAAACUGGAGCCCUGUCCAAAGCCAUUGACAGGGGUACAAGAGGCAUCAGUUUUGUCCUUAGUGCUUUAGUAUUUAACCUGGGACCCACUUUGUUCGAGGUGCUUCUUGUCAGCAGUAUAUUGUACUACAAAUGUGGAGCCCAGUUUGCAGCAGUAACCUUGGGGACACUAGGAGCUUAUACUGCAUUUACAGUUGGAAUCACUCAGUGGAGGACGAAAUUUAGGAUAGAAAUGAACAAAGCUGAUAAUGAUGCUGGUAAUGCUGCAAUUGAUUCCUUGCUAAACUAUGAAACUGUAAAGUAUUUUAACAAUGAAAAGUAUGAAGCAGAAAGAUAUGAUGAGUUUUUGAAGACUUAUGAAAGUGCAUCUUUGAAGACUACCUCUACUUUAGCUUUGCUAAAUUUUGGACAAAGUGUAUUAUUUAGUGUUGGUCUUACAGCUAUCAUGGUACUUGCAAGUCAAGGGAUUAUUGCAGGUAAUAUGACUAUUGGCGAUCUGGUCAUGGUGAAUGGACUGCUCUUCCAGCUAUCUAUGCCCUUGAACUUCCUGGGAACAGUGUACAGAGAAACACGACAAGCUCUCAUUGACAUGAACACGCUUUUCACCCUUCUUAGUGUGGAUACAAGGAUUAAAAACAAAGAACUAGCUUCCCCACUGCUGAUCACUCCUCAGACUGCAGCCAUCACAUUCGAUGACGUUUAUUUUGAAUACUUAGAAGGUCAGAAGAUCCUUAAUGGGAUAUCCUUUGAGGUGCCUGCAGGACAGAAAAUAGCUAUUGUUGGUGGUAGUGGAUCUGGCAAGAGCACCUUGAUUCGACUGCUGUUCCGGUUUUAUGAACCUCAAAAGGGAAACAUUUUCGUGGCAGGGCAGAAUAUUCAGGAAGUCAGUCUGGAAAGCUUAAGGAAAGCGAUUGGAGUUGUUCCUCAGGAUGCUGUUCUAUUUCACAACACCUUGUAUUAUAACUUGCUGUAUGGGAAUAUCAAUGCCACUCCAGAAGAAGUUUACCAUGUAGCAAAGUUGGCAGGGCUACAUGAAUCCAUCCUACGCAUGCCUCAUGGGUACAACACCCAAGUAGGUGAACGUGGACUUAAGCUAUCAGGUGGCGAGAAGCAACGUGUUGCAAUUGCCCGGGCAAUGUUAAAGAACCCACCCAUUAUUCUUUAUGAUGAGGCCACAUCUUCACUGGAUUCCAUCACUGAAGAGAAUAUCCUGGGCUCAAUGCGUGAUAUUGUGAAGCACAGAACCUCAGUGUUUAUUGCACACAGACUAUCUACUAUUGUUGAUGCCGAUGAAAUCAUUGUUCUGGAAAAGGGUAAAGUUGCAGAGCGGGGAACACACUUUGGACUCUUGGCCAACCCCAGCAGCUUGUACUCAGAACUGUGGCAUACGCAGAGCAAUAGAGUCCUUAACAAUAACAGCCAGAAGGUAGAAAAGAGCAGCCAAGAAAUGUCUAAGGAUGAAGAGAGGAAGAAGCUGCAAGAGGAGAUUAUUAAUAAUGUAAAGGGCUGUGGAAAUUGCUCCUGCUAGCCAAGAGUGACGGCUUUAUGGCAAGGACUAAACAUCUGUGCUCAUCAGCAGCAACCAUGUGCUAAUGCCAUCCCUCCCAAAUCUUUCCUUACUUCGGUUUGCUUAUUUCCAAUAUCCUUUGUUUUUCUUCUCAAAUAACCCGUUUAUCAAAUCUUUACGCUAGUCUUUUUUUUUUCUUUCUGAUCUUCCCUUUUUGCCUCAAGAUCACAGAUGUCUUCAGAAAUGAUUUAAAGAAUUCUCCAAUAAUGGCCUUCAGGAUGCAACAGAUGUGGUCUUACAGUCAUUUUGAGAUUGUCCAGCUGCUAAAACUAUUAACAAAACAUUGUGAUUGUGGUGCACAUCGUGGUACAUUAUAGGGUUUGUCCCAUCUCAUAAAAGGUCCAAGAAUUCUGUACUUUUCUCACGUCAUAAAAGUAGUUAUUGCCUGUUGACUCUAAACAAACCUUUAUUUUAUUUUGAUUAGAAGGAAUUUGUAUAUAUCUGAAAUUGCUUUCUAGCACAUACAAAAGGAGCAUCUCUUCAAAAAAAAAAUGAGUUCAUGAAGUUCGUUCUUUUAUAAACUUUUUAUGAGAUUAUUAUAUCUGAAUUAAAAUAUAGAAAUUUUGAAGCUGGUAAUGUUUGUUUUUAAUCUGACCUAUCUUAUUUUAAUUGGUUCAGAAUUUACUUUUGGUAAUAUAUGAUUGUGUUUUUGACAGAGAUGAAAUUAAGUGUGUCAUUAAAGGGUUAUUAAAUUUAAAAUUAUUCCCUUUAAUUAUGAAAUUAAUGAUACAACGUUGCCUGCUUUUCCCGUAAUUUAAAUCCCGAAUUGGCCACAGCAAAAAAGAUAAGUAAAACAAUGACGCUUUUCAAAGGGCUGUGUCUGUUGACUGGAAAACAAUUAAAAUUUUAGUCUAGUCUUAAUUAUUUUUAAAACCUUUAUCUUGUAUACAGAUCUUUUGCAAUAGUGUUAUUAAUUUCUGUUGCUCAAAUAAUACUUUGACUUUAAUGCUCCUUUAAAGAUUCUUGCACAUAGUGUUCUGCACUGUAUGGCUUUAGCACACUGUUUUAACAAAAUCUGCAAUAUAAGGUUAAAAAAGGUACAUAGCUUUUUUCAGCUCCAAGAUUGGCACCUAGUGGACACUUGUGACAUUCUAGUGCAUAAGGAAACCACCAGUGCUGCAUACGUACACUGCACGUGAUUGCCUGUCAAUCAAGUGCCUCAUAUGCAUUUAAUCAUGUGGUUUACUUGUGUAAAUUAAAACACCUGUGCUCAGAUUGGGGUGGACACUUUUAUGGUAUAUCUUUUUUAAGGGCUUUCUCCAUCUUUGCAAAAUAUACAUAAGGGAAAAGUAAAUGUAUAUGUCAAUGUUAGAUUUUAUUGUUUAAGGACAAAAAUGAUCCUCUUGUAAAUGAAGAAUCAUUUGGAAACAGUAACACAGCUUUGGUGACUAAGCAACUCACCUGUAGGCCUUCAAAUCAUUACUUGUUUAGGCAACAGAUCAUCUGAUUAUUAUUCUUUAAUGUGUGUGUGUGUGUGUUGUAAUACAGAGAUUCUAUUCAAAUCUUAAUAGAAAUAUUUCCUCAAAUUCUAUGCCCCAAGUGUCUAUCAAUUUGAGUCAAAUCAGUUCAGAAAGAAAGAAAAUUACUGUAGUCAUGUUAAAUCCUGUAAUAUAUGUCACAGGAAUAAUGUGAUCUCCAUCUAAAUCCAGGUCCUCAAUCCUUAUUUCCCAGAUGACCUGCAGACAUCCCUUCUGUCUUCAUUCAUUCUUCAUUUGGAUGAUUUGCUGCUCUCCUAACACUCAUGAGAAUGCAACUUCUUGUGCAUGUUGUCUUGUUUGGCAAAUCGCCUCAGGAACUGACAGAUAAGAACUGUCCCCAUGACAUGUUUCCCCCUCGUAGCCCUCUGCUCCCCUCCUGAUCUCAGUAUAUGUUUGUACACUGGUAUAAAUGCACUUAAGAAUUCUCUACAUAAAACAGUUGAAAGCACAGUUUUCUGUUGCCACUUGUGACCAGGAUGCAUAAGGAAAUUACAAUUUGCUUAUGUAAAUUAUAAGGGGUGUUUAGAACAAAUGUUGCAAUGUUGUUUUUUACCAAAUUGAGUACAAUAAAUAUUCCGUAAAAGUCAGACAAUGUUGCGAUUAGAUGCCAACCAUAUUCUAUUAAAACUGGUGAACUAUUUUCUUUAUAACAAUGUUAUGUGUUAGCUGCUGAAUUAUGGUCCGUUUUUGUCUUUGGUAAUGAAAUUUGUAAAGGCUGUGACACAGCAAGCGAUGCGGCACGAGGCGAAGCAGCUGCUUCGCACCGCAUCGCUUCUGAAGUUCAAAUAUUUCAUCUCUGAACGCCUAGCUAUGCGAUCUGACACAGCAGAGUGCUCAGAGAUGAAAAGGCAGACACACUGAGCACGCACAUUCGCAUCUACACGCAGCGCGCCGCUCCACUUGCAGUGUGUCACAGCCUUUAAUGUCUAACAUCAAAACAGGUUUUCUAGAAAAAAAAAGAAACCUCAGAAAUUAAUAAGCAAUUAAUUGUGAUUUUUUUAUUUUAUUGAUAUGUUUAUAAUUGUUUUUUAUUGUCAACUUUAAUGCCGUUGUUGAGCUGUGUUCUACAGCACUAGAACAGUAGUUCUUAACCUUGUCAUCAUGACACACCAAUAUGCCCUUAUUUAAUUACACCCUUUCUUCAGAACAGGUGGUUUAUUAGUGACAAUUAUUUUGAUGGUGUCUGCGCCUGUAUAGGGAGAUGAUGGGUGUGCUCAAGGUUGGUAGCAUCUGCCUUUAAUAUCCACUGUCUGUCAUAAUAAUGAGAAUGCUUGCCACUUUUUUGUAGUUGUGUAGAUGCCUCCUGGGGAAAUUGGGUCUUUUUUGCAAUUAAGAACAGUUGUUUAUUUGUCGUCCACUUUAUAGAAUGUUUUAAAUAAUGCACAUUCUCCACUUUAUCUAAACUUCAAGACACUUAUAUUUGACGCGUAACCUUCUAUUAUGCCAGAGUGUUCCAAUUACAAUUAAACCAGCAAAUGAUCUGUGCUACUUCAUUGUGUUAUUACAACCUUUUUUCCUGCCCUCUCCAGAGCGUGCUUAAAGGGACAUGAAACCCAAAUUUUUUCUUUCAUGAUUUAGAAAGAGCAUACAAUUAUAAACAACUUUCUAAUUUACUUCUAUUAUCUAAUUUGCUUCAUUCUCUUGAUAUUCUUUGCUGAAAAGCAUAUCUAGAUAUGCUUAGUAGCUGCUGAUUGGUAGCUGCACAUAGAUGCCUCCUGUGAUUGGUUCACUGUGUGCAUUGCUAUUUCUUCCUUAAAGUAUAUCUAAAGAAUGAAGCAAAUUAGGUAAUAGAAGUAAAUUGGAAUGUUGUUUAAAAUUGUAUUCUCUACCUUAAUCAUGAAAGAAAAUGUUUGGGUAUAGUGUCCCUUUAAAGAUAUAGUUGAGUGGACAUCACAUCAAUGCAAGCACAAAGGACAUUGAGCUGGAGAGCUCUUCAUCAGGGAGGGGAGGGAUGGGGGGUCUCCUUUUGAUGAUUAAUAUGUGAUGUAAAUUUGUUUGUGUGUUCUGCAAUAAAAAAUUAUUUCAACUAAAGAUAUAGUUGAGAACUAGCACUCAAAAACUGUAAACAGUACUUAAAAUGAUUACAAUUAAAAAUAACUGCUCAAAAUCUUAUCUCCUUCAUACAUGCAUGCAAAAGAGGCCUUUUUUAAAAGCAGCUUGGGUGUACCACAUUGAGGACUGACAUUUCCUAAUGCAGCCUGUACCUGCCAGCAAGCCUGAAAUAAUUUGUGAGAUAUGACCUCAAUUACAGCAUAUCUUUAGUUGAAUGCUGAUCUUUUUAACUUAUUCAAAGUUGAAAUUUUAUGUACUGAAAAGAAUAUAAUUAUAUUUGUACAGGUAAAAUAUAUCAGAUUAUUUCAUUUUGUCUUUCAAUUCUAGCUUUUUUUUAUUACAAGAAAAUGCUGUUAAUUUAGAUAUUUUGGAAAGACUUUAUCCGCAUAUACUAUGUAUUAGUAAAUGAUUGCUUAAUAAAAUACAUUUUGAAUUGUGUUUUAUUGUCCAUUGGCAUUCAAAACAAAAAUAAAAUGUUUUAAUGAAUAAA
This is a messenger RNA of Bombina bombina (fire-bellied toad), 6292 nucleotides long. RefSeq names its product ATP binding cassette subfamily B member 7 (gene ABCB7). The transcript is spliced from 16 exons. The record is from RefSeq and is a predicted model, not a curated record. NCBI's taxonomy places the organism in Eukaryota, Metazoa, Chordata, Amphibia, Anura, Bombinatoridae. The coding region runs from base 11 to 2233 and encodes 740 amino acids. Gene Ontology annotation, molecular function: ATP binding; ABC-type transporter activity; ATP hydrolysis activity. Gene Ontology annotation, cellular component: mitochondrial inner membrane. Gene Ontology annotation, biological process: transmembrane transport; intracellular iron ion homeostasis.